Molecule: messenger RNA, 3581 nt
Organism: Anopheles bellator
Lineage: Eukaryota; Metazoa; Arthropoda; Insecta; Diptera; Culicidae
Product: nucleolar protein dao-5-like
Exons: 3
Coding region: 460-1815 (451 amino acids)
Source: RefSeq, a predicted model, not a curated record
CGCUCGCGUUUGACGUCGCAUUUUCAGCUUGCGUUUCACGCGUGGAUUGGGCAGGAAAUCAAAAGUGAUCACGUCGCGACGCGUCGACUAAAAGAGGCGGGAAGCAAGUACAGUGUGAGAAAAUCAAAAGCAAUCCUGUGUGCGAGUCGGUAGUAGACGUGACGAACGUUCGCUAGUGCGUUUGUUUUCGAUAGCCGCCAGUGCACGAUAUCAGGGCCCGCAACCGGAACGUAAAGUGCAGCCCAAUAACCACACUAGCUCCCUUAUUCCGCCUCACGGAUUGCGUGUGUGUCCAACGGUAGGUGGAGCGAGAGAACAACGGGCGGUGCGGACGUUGUUCUACACCGUGUGGCCGCAAUAUUGUGCGCUAGCCGUUCUUUAACUGUGUGUGCGCGCGUAUCUUGCGUUGCCGUUGUUGAAGCGCACGGGGUGACGAACGCAGGGUGAAAAGUGAAAAAUAUGUCGGAACCGAACGCGAAGCCGGCCGAGGAAAUGUCGCCGAGUGAAGUAAAAACACCGACGAAACGUACACCGAAAAGAAAGGCGGAGGCGUUCCAAAAGGAGAGCGAAGCGCUACUCAAAAAUCUCGGCGUCACCGUCGACCUAGAUGAUGGCCGUCGUCGGACACGUUCAAGUUCUCGUGCUGUCACAGCAACGCCACCAACGACACCGGCAACACCGCCAGCUAAGCGAGCUCGUGGCGCGGCGACACAGCCAAAGUCACCAUCACAAGCUUUGGACGAAACGCAAAAAUCAAAGGCAACGCCGAAAAAGCGUGAACACGUGGUGGAACCGCGAAAAAUUGUUCUGGAAAAAGAUCAACCGAUUGAAGAGAGCCAGCCCGAGGCGAACACAAGCAGUGCACCAGCAGCAGAAAAUUCGGUUGAGAAAAUGGAUGUUAGCACAGUACAGCAGCAGGCAAAGUCCGGCAAACCGGAGGGACAGGUGGGUGCGACGGCCAGCGACGUAGCUGAGGAACGGAAAGCCGAUGAUACUAAAGUGCGGGAAGUGGACACGAAGGACGAAGCCGAUGCCACUAGCAAAACCACCGAGGCGCCAUCGGCAGAAGUGAAGAAGGACGAGGAACAUCAAAAAGAUGCUAAACCGCAGAAGAAGAACGACGAACCUCCAGCGGCGGAUGGCGUGAAGGAAUCCGUUGUGUCUGCUGCGGAAGAACCGAUGGAGGUAGAUGGUGGAAGUGGUGAAAAGGCAGUUUCCACCAGCGAAGCAACGGCUAACGUUACUGCUGGCCCCGUAAGGGUAGAAUCUACUGAUAGUUCGGCUACCGAAGAAAAUCAUGAAAAUUCCACCGACUCAGUGAAGCAAGAGGAAAGGCCAAAGGAUUCCAACACAACCACCGACGGAGUGACUAAGGAAGAGGUUAAAGUGGUUGAGACGAAAGUUGUGACGGCCACUAACGUGGUUGAGAGCAAUGGUGAAGUAAUGAGCCACCCGGAAGACACAGUGCUCAAGACGGCGAAGGAAGAUGUGAACUCUACGAUGGCAGAGGUGGUCGAUGGACCGGAGAAGAAAGCAGAAGAGCAAUCAGCGCCUGUCGUCGGGAAGGAGCCACCAGCAGAAAAUACUAAGGCAGUAUCUGUCCCAACUGUAGCGCCGCUAGACGUAACAAGUAGCACGGUCGUAGAGAUUGAUGACAACUCAUCGAACGAGGACACUGUGCCGAUCGUGAAAAGCGUAGAUGUAGAUUGUGCACCUAAAGAAAACAGCGUUGCGGACAAGGUGAAUUCAAAUGUGGAACCUAAGAUUGUUGCAAACGAACCGACGGCCGUGGAAGCAGCACCUGCGGCACCGUAAGCAGAGCACUUAUCAUCGUCACCAAUUUGUUUCAAUUCACCCCCGGUUUUUGAAUACUUUUGUUUGUAGUUUGUUUCGUAAGAAAAGCAACGUAGCAAGAAAAUGCUUGAAAAGAUAGGCCAUGUGAACUAGACGAAGAAAUUUUGCAAGCCAACAGAAUAGGAACGAGAAUAGGGCAGAGAGACGAAUCGAGUGUGAGAAAGAGAGAGAUAGAAAGAAUGCAAAAUGGACGGAUUUCUUAUUAUAAAGGUUGUUGAUCGAUUAAUUCUACUUUUCGCGUGCAGAUUCAUCGACGUUAUACAUGUUGUCAAAACGUUGGAAAUAAUGUUUGAAAAAAGCAUUUCGCCUCCAGACAUGAUGUAUGAACGAAUCCUUUUUUCUUUUGUUUGAUCUAUUAACUAUAAUUUUGCAUACCUGUUUGUCCUCUGGUACGCCACGAUGCCGUAUAUGCCUAUUUUGGAAGGUAAGAGGUAAUAAAAGCAAUCCAAAUUAUGAACUACUGUUUCAUCAUAGUAACGCCGAAUGAUGAUUCUUACCGUUUCCGAUUCGUAGUAGAGGCACCUCAAACCCAAUCAACAUGUUCGUACCAAUAUUUUGAAUUUAAGGAGAACAAAAAAAAUAAAUGAACUACAAAAUGGUUGAAAUUUGUCGUAGACCUCAAAUUACGAGUGACUCAUGGUUAGAGUACAAAAAGGAAUGUAACCAGAAGGAAGAAAGCAAAUAUUUACAACUUUAAAGAUGAUGAAUAUCAUAAAAUCCAUAUAAAUGCCCGCAGCCAAGCUUGUCGGUUAAGAGUAAGAGUUUCGGAAUCUGCACCAGACACAGCCAGCCGAGUCGAGCCGAGAAGCACUCAGAGUAGGUGGCAGUGAUGACGGUUAAAAGAAGUGAAUUGAAAGUAUACGUUUCCGCACGAUAUCCUUAUUUUCCUUACGUCUCAGAGAACUAGCGGAACGGGCUGAGUUCUGUUUUUUUUCGUUUACUUCGUUCGUUUACAUCUUUUCCCUAAGUAAUCAUACCAAGAGGCAGAAUCAAAAACCAAAGUGUAACGAAAGCGAAAGGAAAGAAAGAUAGCGAGUAGAGUAUCUUUUGUUCUCGCUCGCUCGCGUGUGACACUUUGAAGCAAGGAUCGGUGUUGACUAUGUAGAAUCGUUUCCUUUUUUCUAGUUAUGGCCAUCUUAGAUUAGAGUUUGUCGUUAUUAAGAAGUUGGUACGCCAGCACGAAAAUAACGCUCUGCACCCUGUAAACAGAAUGAGAGGUGUGCACAGAAAAACAGGGUAGUAAUAAUAUAAAAAUGUUGUUACAUUUUUCGACUACAUUCAUCAGCAACAGAUAGGCCAUAGAACGGUGAACAUGUGUUACAAUAUCGGUCUCGUUAUAUCAAGUCAUCUUUUUCAUCUGUUUGGACGGACGGAAUCCGCUAGGACCGGUUUGCUUCUUUAUCGUUGCCUUAGCGCUCGCGGUACAUUUGUUUUAGGAAAGCGAGUGCGAGCGAGAUGGCAAACGCCGUUGUGCAGUGUGGCGCUGCGCACACGUGUGGUUUCGGUGGUUCUUCAACGUUGUACAAAAGUUGUUAAACGGACUCCCAAUCCAUCAGUACUAUUUACACACGGAGCAAAUAAGAAAUCAGUGCAGUAGGCGGUAACUUAGGGCCGGCGAUGCAUCCAAAACUUCAAAACAACACUAACACCACGUACAACUGGCAAUCGAUUCUAUUUUAUAAUCUGUACAAUGUUCACUGGUAAGAAUAAAGAAGAUUACAAAUGUG